Messenger RNA from Coccinella septempunctata (seven-spotted ladybird), 1958 nucleotides. Its product is annotated as probable cytochrome P450 6a13. Gene Ontology annotation, molecular function: heme binding; monooxygenase activity; iron ion binding. The record is from RefSeq and is a predicted model, not a curated record. NCBI's taxonomy places the organism in Eukaryota, Metazoa, Arthropoda, Insecta, Coleoptera, Coccinellidae. The transcript is spliced from 5 exons. The coding region runs from base 333 to 1823 and encodes 496 amino acids.
UUUCUAGUUCAAUUAUGGAUUUUCAUCAAGUAUCGGCCACAGCAAUUCGAAAUAUUGACAUAGUAUUUACGAAAGGAAAAUAAUAACUCUCGACCUGAAAAAAUGUAGGACAAUAAUAUAAGACCUGUUAUCAUAUUAUUUUUGUCCUUUGAUCCAGAAACAAUUCAGAAUCGAUAAAAGAGUCGUCUAUUUGAUAUUUUCAUUUCAUCGGAAUAAUCCUAUAUAAAACUAAAAUAAUUCUUAUAUUGUAUACGUGCGGUAUUGACAAAGUGGAUUAGGAGUGAAAAUCAUUAUAUUAUUUGGAGAAGCACUAAGUACUGAAAUAGUGCAAUAUGUUUCUGGCGAUUCUUCUAAUUUGGACAUUGACCUUAUUCUACAUCUAUACAAACAUAAGCUUGAGAUAUUGGAGGAUGAGAAAUGUAUUCACAAAAAAACCACUACCCAUAUUCGGAAAUCUUUUUGAUGUAAUUCUCGGAAAGGACGAAUUUUGGACCUCCAUCAGUAAAAUAUACAAUGAAAUAGAUGACAAAUAUCCAUAUUUCGGUUUUUACAUCUUCCAUAAACCAAUUUUAGUACUGAAAGACAUAAAUAUCAUAAAGCAAGUUCUUGUCAAAGAUUUCAAUUCUUUCCCCAACAGAACACUUCAUUCAAAUGAAAAGGUAGAUCCUGUGAUAUCGAAUACGUUAUUCGUCUUGAAAGAUGAUGUUUGGAGAACUUUUAGGAGGAAAUUGAGCCCAAUCAUGUCUUCUGGUAAGAUGAAACUAAUAAUCCCUUCGAUGCAGGAACAUGCAGUUAAUUUAGAACAUUGCUUGGAAAACUCCGUUGAGAAAAACAUAGACGUGAAGGAUUUGGCUAAGAGAUUUAUGCUAGAUGCCUUCGCAUCAUUUGCCUUCGGAAUCGAUUAUGGAAGUCUGCAAAAUAAAAACCUGCUGAUGAAACAGGAACACGAUAGAGUUUUCGACCAGACUAAGGUCAUGAGAAGAAUCGGAACUUUUUCAUGGGUCUUCUCUCCAAUCCUUGUUGACAUUUUCCGUCUACCUUUUAUGGACAUGAAAUAUGCUCACAAUCUCCUGGAUUUUUAUUUACAGGCUGAGAUAGACAGAAAAAAAGAAAAUAUCCAACGGAAUGAUCUACUGGAUAUACUAAUUGAACUUUCGCAACAAAAAUCUCCAAACAAUGUACACGAAUUCGAUGAUUUGAGGAGAUCUGCUCAAGCUGUUCUUUUCUCCGGUACUGGAACCGAGUCAACUGCUUUGCCGCUCGCGCUGGGUCUGCAUGAAUUGGCAUGUCAUCCAGAUAUUCAAGAUGAACUCAGGAGGGAAAUAUAUCAAAAUUUGGAUAUUGAUGGAAAUGUUACCUACGAAUCGCUCAACAAGAUGAAGUACUUGGAUAUGGUAGUAAAAGAAACUUUGAGAUUACAUCCAUUCUUACCAUUCGUCACGCGUUAUGCUAGUGAGGAUUAUAAAAUUGAGUCUACUGGAUUGAUUAUCGAGAAAGGAACACAAAUUUUAGUACCAACAAGAGCAAUUCACAAGGAUCCCAAAUAUUUUCCAGAACCUUUGAAAUUCAAACCAGAAAGAUUUCUUGGAGAAAAUAUGAACAAGUUUCAAAACGUGUACUUACCUUUCGGUGCAGGACCCAGAAAAUGCAUUGCUGAGCGAUUGUCUUUAAUUGCAAUGAAAUAUGGAAUAGCAGCUUGCCUUAAAAACUUCCAAGUGCUGGUGGGGGAGAAAACUGAUCUACCACUUAAAUUCGCGAAGAAUUCUGUUUUUACUAGUACUGAAGAUGGAUGUGUUUAUUUGAAAAUAAAGAGAUUGAUUUAAGUUCUGUAUGUUCUACUCUACAAAUGUAUGACCGAAGAUUGGAGCAUACCUAUAGGAUCAAACAAUAAGUUCAAUAGUAUAUUUUGAAAACGUAGAGCUUGUAUUUUAUUCCAAUGCAUGAUCGCAUAAUCUGCA